Molecule: messenger RNA, 7902 nt
Organism: Lethenteron reissneri (Far Eastern brook lamprey)
Lineage: Eukaryota; Metazoa; Chordata; Hyperoartia; Petromyzontiformes; Petromyzontidae
Product: zinc finger protein 501-like
Biological process (GO): regulation of transcription by RNA polymerase II
Cellular component (GO): nucleus
Molecular function (GO): DNA-binding transcription factor activity, RNA polymerase II-specific; RNA polymerase II cis-regulatory region sequence-specific DNA binding
Source: RefSeq, a predicted model, not a curated record
CGCAAGUGACGUCAUGUCACCUCCUGCUGCCACGGUACGUCACGAAAUACGAGGAAGCUGCUGCACCGCGCGCUCUCACUGAGAUCCGAGCUGACGCUUCCUCUGCAGAAUUGAUCUGAUGGAGCAAAGGCACUCAGCGCAGCUCGGUGCAAGAAGGAAAAAAUGCGACCAUAAUGCAAGCAGCACGGAUCGUACUGGAAAUUUGACACAGCACCAGAGAACUCACACAGGGGAGAAACCCUUCAAGUGCACUGUGUGCGGGAAUGCGUUUGCAAAGUCAUCAGAUCUUCAGAGCCACCAGAGAACACACACGGGAGAGAAACCCUUCAGGUGCCCUCUGUGCGGGAAGGCAUUUGCACAGUCAAAAGAUCUUCGGAGCCACCAGAGAACACACACGGGAGAGAAACCCUUCAAAUGCAGUGUGUGUGAGAAGGCAUUUGCAGUGUCAUCAAAUCUUAAAAAACACCAGAGAACACACAGAGGAGAGAAACCUUUCAAGUGCACUGUGUGUGAGAAGGCAUUUACAGUGUCAUCAUAUCUUAAAAAACACCAGAGAACGCACACAGGAGAGAAACCCUUCAAGUGCAGUGUGUGUGAGAAGGCAUUUACAGAGUCGUCAUAUCUUAAAAUACACAAGAGAACACACACAGGAGAAAAACCCUUCAAGUGCACUGUGUGCGGGAAGGUGUUUUCACGGUCAUCAAUUCUGCACAAGCACCAGAGAAAACAUACAGGAGAGGAACCCUUCAAGUGUACUGUGUGUAAGAAGGUAUUUGCACGGUCAUCAGUUCUUCAGAGCCACCAGAGAACACACACAGGAGAGAAACCAUUCCAGUGCACUGUGUGUGACAAGGCAUUUGCAUGGUCAUCAGUUUUUCAGAGCCAUCAGAGAACACACACGGGAGAGAAACCCUUCAAGUGCACUCUGUGCGGGAAGGCGUUUUCACAGUCAUCACAUCUUCAUAGACACCAGAGAACACACAGGCAUCAGAAGAACCCCAAGGAGUGUGGUCUGAAAUCGACUUGUGAAAGUCAAAGUGCUGCAAUGAAACAAUCCCUUCUGAAACAAGAACCAGAAGGAAAUCCCAGCUUGGACACUUUAAAAGGUAUCAACGUGAAAUGUGAAGAGGUUAAUGUGAAAUGUGAAGAGGCAACAGUGAAGAGAGAAGAAGUGAAGGUAAAAUGUGAAUAUGAAGAUUCAACUCCAAAAUCGGACCUUCACACUGAUGGAGGCAACGUGAAGCAGGAGGAGAAUUUUGACUGUGAGGCAGAGCAAGGCAACUCCCAGCAGUUUGUGGAAGUGGAGGGUUACGACACAUUUAUAAAUAACGCGAUCUAAACCCAAAAAGUUGAUUAUGAAGCUCCAAUAUAUUCACCUUUGUCACGGGCCUUUAAUGAAAAUAACAUGAAGUUGAACACUCAAUUCCUAGGUUCAACCUGCAGAGUAAGAGCAGCCAGUAUUUGCGGACCUGUGGGUUGGGUAGAUCUCUAACCAGGAGUGAGAGCCAAUCGGCUCCAAAUCAUUCACUAUGUUAUAAUAAUAUUAGCAUUUGUAUGGUGCUUUCCUAAUUGCCGCAGCAACUCGGAGUUUUGUAUAAAACCUCAUCACAAACACUCAAAGAACAUGUUGUAUACAUGCCUUUUCCAAAAAUGUAUAUUAAUAGUGAUUCUGCCCUUUUUUUAUGAUUUUUAUCGGGAUGCAGCGCUGGGGCUACUACUUUGCCACACAAAAGACAGCUGGAGGAUAAUUACUCGCAAGCCUGCUUGGGAAGUCGUAAAAUUUAAUUUAAAAAAACUGGCAAACCCAAGUGGAGGUUAAUGAGAUUCUGUGGGAAAUCCCCAGUUGACUUCAAGAGAAACUGCCAUAAAGGAAACAACCCACAAUAAAACCAACAAGACGGAAACAGCGGGGGUCACAAACCUCCCCGGACAGUGAAAUCCACCCAAGGGCAAUUCAUCAUUAUGAGCUGACUGGGUUUUUUAAAAAUACAACAGUAAAGUUGGAAGCUUAGCUCUAUCUUCAACCUCAGAAUAUCAAAAUAUAACUUGAGAAUAAGAAGCACGGAUCCCUGGCGAUACAGACAGGGAACAAAGGUUAAUAAAACCCUCGGAAUAUUCUUGGUAACAACUAUGGUAUACCACAAAUUUUGGUUAAGCAUGAACCAAAUAAUUAUGAAAGUAUUAGACCUAGGGUCAUUCAGAUGAGAUGCAAUGUGAAAUAUGUCAAUCACACACGAACAAGAUAAUAUGUAUUCCACGGGAUCAGAGCCUGCCCAACCGUCUUUGUCUUCCACUAGCUAAUACAGCACAUGGUAGCAAUAAAUUAUGUAUGCAGGGGGCGCCUUGCCCUAACAUCAAAUACCACGCAAGAAUUCCAAACCGCGAUGUGAGUGCUGUGGAUGCUACUCAAAACAUACUUUUGAGUCUCUUGCAGAGUCAAAACUGCAUAAAGUGAUGAGAGGACGGAAAACAUGGUGACAGCAAGCACACCCAUGCACAAUAGGUCACGACUUCAAAGGCCACAGCAUCCCUUUUUGAGAGAGACUGCACGUGUUGAGGCGAAAAAAAUGUAACACUUCCAACCCGUGAUGGGAGCGUGGAGAACGCUGUCCAAAACAUGAACGGAAACAUGGCGGUAAUAAAGACAUCCGGACAACAAACAGCCUGAAGCGACUUCAAAAGGAAAACAGCUGCCCCUUUGUGAGAAGAAAGAUCCAGAGGUUGAAAAUUUCAGAUAUAAGCAAGAACGCAAGAACAGAAAUCAGUACUGCGAGUUGCAGGCUCCGGGGAUUGCCCUCGUGACUGGAAAGAUUGAUAGGGAGCUCUGCAUCGGCAGAAUCACGGAGAGUUUUUUUUUAUGUUUGCGUUGUUGAGAGAGGCUGCCAGCCAAGGCUGGUACUCGCAGUAUUACAAUACAAACGUGGGGAAGAGUGCUGUCGCAUUACUAUUCCCGGGGGCAAGGUCACUGUUUAUAGCCAACACAUGCGAUCAUACAGUGACAAUCGUUACGAUUGUGCUCAGAUCAAAGUCAACCCUUCGAGGGAAAACUGGUGCAACCACUAUUCAUUGAAGUCGCCUUUAAAUCGCAGGGUCGGAUCAGAGACUGACACGAUAUAACUUGAUCUGUAGCAUUUCCUCUCUGGAGCACGAGUCGUACAGACAACUGGAAGAGGACUCUCUUGAAGAGGGGUGGGGGGGGGCGGGGAGAUGACAGGCGCUGUCUCUCCACAGUCUACAAGGAUCAACAGUGUCUGGUGCCAAGAGGGGUGACGCGCUUGGCAACCAGCGGACGAGCUGCGAGCGGUGUCUGGCAAUGGGAACAUCAUGCACAUCGACGCAGACGGAGCCGGGCCCAACAUCCCUGCCAGCACGGGCACUGCCGACAGAGUGACCAGCGUGCCGACUCGGCAACCACCCCAGCAGUGGAGAGAGACUGACGAAGCAGCCGAGAGCGCCGUGUGUUCGACACACGCCAACCCAGCGCCCCUGCUGGGGACCUGAGAUGUUUGUAGGUACAAGGAACGCUGCACCUCACAAGCCGCUGACUCAACAGUCAGCAAGAAGACAACACACCCACACACAACGCGCAUAUUGGUACUAAUAAGAUUGUUACAAAAAGUUAUCUUUGUGUUUCGAAAAGGGUUGCCUUCCCAAGGUGGUGCGUUAACUAUUAGCUGAUCGUGAAAAGCAUUGUUUCUUGGGUUACAUGAAUACGGUCGUUUAAAAGUAUUUUAGUCAUUCGUUUUCGUUAAUUGCAUAACCUUACCAAUGAAUCUUGAUUUUAAGCUUUCGUGAUUGCAGGAAUCUAUACUCUUAUUGGUUCUUUUGGUAAAGUCAUUUAGGUAUAAAAUAAAGCACGACGUUUCGGGCGCAACACAAGUGUCCGUCAUCAGGUGUUGUUUCAGGACAUUUCGUUAAUUGCAUAAUCUUACCAAUGAAUUAAUUUAUGUACACUUUCGCCAUUGGGCUUUCCCGCCUAAUGACAGACGCUUGUUGCGCCCAAAACGUGUUUAUUUUAGUUUAUACCUACAUGACCUUACCAAUGAAUUCAUUGAUGACACACUAAACAUUUAGAAGCUUCUAUGUUACGAAUUUACACACAGGAAUACUAUUGUUGAGAUUUUUUAUUUUGAUCAUAGAAUCUUGCCCACGAAUUAAUCGAUGUCCCAUUAGCCAAUUUAUAAUCAAAUAGACACAACUAGCACGCACACUGUUGUUUCAGGACAUUUCGUUAAUUGCAUAAUCUUACCAAUGAAUUCAUUGAUGUAGACUUUUGCCAUUGGGCACAUGUAUCUUUUGCACGUUAAGGACUUUUUCUAACAGUGUAUGGUUGCGCUACUUUGAGGACUUAGCUGAUUGUUCUGUUACUCAGUUUUAACAAACGUAACUAUUGAGGGUUAAUUGUACAAAUCAAUUAGUAGGACAUCUUCAGGAGUGGUAUUGACAAUUUCGAUCGUAAGUGUGUUCGCAUCCUAGAGUGUUUUUAGACAUUAAAGUUGCUUAACAUAGAAGAGUCUGAGUGGUUCCUUAAGUUCAUGCAGUGAGAUCUUAAUUCUGAGACCUGACAAAAUUACACUAAAACAUAAUCAGUGAACGUGAAAGCGAGAAUCAUUGUAUUAUCACGAUUGGUAAUACACCCUAGACAACGAAGCGGGGCCUAAUUUGAAUAAUUCCAUGUAAUUGGAUAUAUCCAAUAAUUAGCAUAAUUUCAUACAAUUACAGUUUUGUCUUUUUCAUUCUUUUUCAAGACAAUAUAUACAAGUGUAGUGUAUGUCACUGAGGCGCACACACACCUUUCUUGGAGUCAACGCUAUUAUUAAUAACUUUACUGUACACUGGGUUCUGUUACUAAGUGUGGCUAACUUUGUUUAGACUGCUCACUAUUAUUAGCUAGCUUGAUCCCCAAAACGAACCCCGAAUCGCCCUUACGUUCCUCCCUUAUCCCUUGGCCCCGGCCCUGCCCCUUACUGUUUCAAGGCCACAUGUCCUUACUCGUCCAAUCGAGACCCCGCUUCAGGUCACGUGCCCUUGAGUCGUGCGACCCGCAGAGGCAUCUAUGUCUCUACACUACCCACCCCCCCCCCUUUAUAAAUUUCAACCGAUCCGGCUGUUAAACCCCCCCCCCCCCAAAAAAAACUCGUCUCAGCUAUUUUCACAGCAAGGCGCGGCGGUGUGCUGGCGAGAGUUAUUGGAAAUGGGCAGUUUUCGAGCGCGUCCUCAUCGCCAGGCCCCCCGCCAGGUUGGGGGAGGUCUCCGUGGGUGUUUCCAGGUGACGAAGAAGGAGGCCGCCCAACCGGAGAGGAAGGACCCGACGAAUUUUGUCCGCUGCCGAACCCAGCAACGAGGUCGGCAGCUCCCCAGACCUCAGUAGCUGGAACCCUGAGGGAGAAAAGGCGGAGCAUCUCUGAGGCAUUGUUCCCAUGGACGUGUGCCCCAGAUAUAGCCCCCAGGGAUUGAGAUGAAUGCGCGUCGUCUGGCGGACAACACAGUUUGUGGCACGACGCAUGUUUAGUGGCAGGGUUGGCCACGAUCGCCACUACUCGUAGCCGGCAGUACUAACUCAGUCCAGUAGAGAGCAGAAGGGAGGCUGGAUCGGCUCAACAAUAAUGGUGGGCAGUUGGCCAAUGGCAAUCCCUGGGGGGGAAGCAUUGGGACCAACGGUUGGGACCCCAGGCCCCCGGAAGGGGGCUGGGGUAUGAGGUUCUGGAAGGGAGGCGUAGUCAGGGGUGGAGUGAGCCGGGACCCUAUAUAUAAGUCAGGGCUCUGAACGGCUCGAAUCAGUAUCGUCCGGCUGAAGAUCAAAGACCGACCUUGAGCCCUGAAGAGAAGAGUCCUGUGGGCAAAGCCGAACCCCUGGCUCGGGUGAGGCUGGAGCUGUACCAGUGAGGCUCUGAGCUUAUAACCAGUGAAGACCUCAGAGAAGACUCAAGGCCCGGCAGGGUAGCCGUAGAGAUAGCCGAAGAGGCAAGCGAACCGGCUACGUAGAGUAUCGGGUCAAAGGGGCCAUUACACUUUUGUAUUGUAGUUCGUGAGUUAUUAAUGUAAUAAACGUGUGGCCUUCAACUGAAAGUUCCCUCCAGUUUAUUACCCAUUACAACUGGUGUCAGAAGUGGCCUUAUAUUAGUGACAAUGGAAACGCGGAGGAAGAUACGUACCAGGGCUCCGGGCGAAGGAGAAAACGACACAGCUGCCGACAUACUAGCCCCGGUUGCAGACGAAGCCUCGCUGGACGAUACGUUGCCUGUCCGGCCACCCGGCGGGACUUCACCACCGGGGAGAGCGCUGUGCGCGGCGCACUCCUGUCUCGCCGAACUCCUGCACGCCGCGGCUUCCAUCUUGGAUGAAAUCCAUCGUGGGGACUGGGGUGGCAGGUGGCGGCUGUGGCCGCCGCCGAUUUUCAGGGUUCCCACACAAAUUUACGAAACUCCCUCUGAAAGUGGGGUAGCUUCUGCUGGAAGACAGAUGCAUCAUGGGACUGACGUCACUUCCGACUUCGGGCCGCUCCAAUCAGCGGUCGCCGCAUCAGCGGUGCGACCGCCGCUAGGAGCUAGCAUUCUAUGCACCAGCAACGGCGGAGUUCCGCCUUCCAGCGUCACCGCCAUCCUAUGCUUCCCUAUACCCUGAGGUGAGUAGCGACACACUCCACACUUGACCCCUGGCCUCACCUCACCCAUCUAGGCAUUUUGGUUCGCAGCUCGAUUGCGCAUCAAUACAUGCAAUCGUGAAGUUCGUCAGCUCCGACCGGAUCAGUGGUGGGAGCUGGCCCAUUGAGUGGUGACUGCGUCCGCGGGUUGAUUUACCGUGCUUGGAUCCAUUGAGGGUGUAGAAAUAAGGAUGCUGGUCGAUACGGGUGUGUCAUUUCGGAGCUAAUUUUAAAUAUUUUGCCCCCUAAUUGUUGGGUUCUAGACCCUGUCGAUGUGCCGUGUUUCGCCGUUGACGGCGCCUCAUUGGGUAUCAUCAGUCGAAUAACAGCCGAGGUGCGCAUCGCUGACGUUACAUUAUCAGGACACAUUCUUGUCUCCACGUCACUGAUUGUUCCAUGUUUACUUGGAACCGAUUUCCUUGGUAGGAUGCCAUUGGAAAUCUGCAUUGACCACGGCUGUUUGGAAUGCCAUCUGGACGUCGUGUGGCAUUUUUGUCUUCCCCUACCCAGUUGUGUGCGGCCAAUGCUAUGAUGCAGAUAUUUAUUUUGUUCCCCUCCACGAGAGGAAGCCGCUCGAUUGGGGUGCUACGGGGUACGCUAUUAUAGCUCGUACAUUGGUGUCCGACUACCAGGAACCUUUUAGGUUCUUAAUAACAGGGUUGGACAGCACGGUCACCCAGGAGAUUGCGGUGUUGGCUCAUGCAUCACUGGCACGUCCCGAAGGGGCAUCAGGAAUGCGGGUGCUGAGCCUUGCACGCCACGAUCCCGGGAUAUAGAUCAUCCCUUUCGCCUGGAACCGGUUAUUGCGCCGCGCGUAUUUGUUUAAUCUCCACAUUGCUGGGGCCGAGUGUCGAGUGUGUCCGGCGACCCACGCCGGUUAAUCCCGGGCGAAGCGAUUCUGUUCCGCCCGCAGGUGCUGUGCCACUGACGUCCCCUGCGCGGCCGCACAUGUCGGCUUCGCGGGCUUCAAGCGCGGAGGAUCCGUCGACCCGGCCUACUGCUCUCCGUGAGGAGCCGGGUUUGGUGGAACAUUUGCAGAUUCCCCCUGGGACCUCCAGGGUGAGCGAGCCCACCUCCCCUGGGGGCCCGGCAUCACGCACUUGCUCAAAGACUCGUUUUUCACUGUCAGUUGCUUAUCGUGCUCGCUGUGUCAUUGGUUGAUCCUGGCCGCCAUUGAGCUCACGAGCAUCGUUACACAGUGAAGGUGGGAGGUGUGAUGGUAAGAGGGAUCCCGAGGGUUUACGUGGUUUUUCAUAUUA